AUGGCGGGCUUCCUCUCCGUGGUGUACGGGAGCUUGUUCCUGUUCCUGCUGUCCGUGCUGAAGCUGUGGCUGCUCAGCAGGUGGCUCCUGCCCCGGCUCAUAUCCUUCGUGGUGCGUCGAUCGGGCGAGAGGGGCGUGGACAUCACCGUCGGCGCCGUCGGCUUCCUGCACGUCCGCGACGUCGUGGUCCGCUUCCACGACGGUCCCGUCGAACGCGUCGUCGUCGGGGAUCUGCUGUACACCGGUCAGUUGCUCACUUUGCUCGCGUGGCUCUUCGAGUUCGUGGGCAAGCGCGCCCGCGGCGUACGGCUCCGCGACGCCAUCGACGACGAGACCUCGAGGGCGACGACCGCCGCGCGCGACGAAGCGUUCGACGGGACCGGGGCGCAAUCAUCACAGCCGUCGUCGUCGCCGCUCGCUCCGUCGGCGGGCGCGUUCAUCGCCCGGUCCCGGUCUCUCGCGCGGCAGAGCUCAUCCAACCCUGGCUUCGACCCGAGAUCCGACCCGACCACCCAAAGUCUCGGAUCCCCCGAGCCGGCGUCGUCCGCCGGUCGUCGUCCAUCCAGGGCGUCCGCCGACGGGAGCUCCGGUAAUUUCAUGAACCUGAACGUCCCCGUGCUCGCCGCGGGGCUCCGCGUUAAGCUCCGCGGGGGACCGACGAACGGAAACCGGGAACGCGGGAAUAAUCUCGAGACGCGUCGAGACGACGACGAGAAAGGGUCGGGCGACGAAGACGAAGAGGGGAAGAGGACGACGCGCGCUCCGCCCCUCGCGUGGAGCACCUGGCAGCUUCUUAAAAACGCCGCGACGUUUGUUAAGAUCACCGUCACCGACGUCGCCGUGGACGCGUCAGACCUGAACACCGCGUCGUCGUUAAGAUCAUCGUCGUCCCUCGCGGGGGUUCACACCGCGGCCAGGGCGGUCGUGGCGGCCACCACGGCGUUCAAAGGGAGGGGCGUGACGUGGACGGCGAUGGUCGAUCGCGUCGUCGUCGGCGCGCCGGCUGCGCAGCCGCCGAACGCAGCCGCCGGCGGCGGCGACUCGACGCGCGGGUACCUGCUGGACGCGCGCGUGGAUAUCAGCGCGAGGUACAGCGCGAGGGAGCGGCGCGCCGUGUGCGUCGGGGUGGAGCUCGACGUCGGGGAGGUGGACUUGGUGGAGGAGAGCGGGUGGACGCGACGGGGUUGGAAAACCUCUUCAAACUUUUUCGCAGACGGCGGCUUGGCCGUCUCCUCUUCCUCCGCCUCUUCCUCUUCCUCUUCCUCUUCUUCGACGAAUACGGUGGAGGGGAGGCUGAGGUCCCUUCCGGCGACGGUGUCGUGUCGCGUCGGUCGAGUUCGCGUUCGGCGCGUCGAUCGCGACGGUUCGGAUCCCCCCCUGGUCGGUUCGGGUUCCGACCUGAGCGUCCGAGUCGCGCGGGCGACCAAGGAGGAGAGGGUGGCGCACCAUCGUCGCAAGAACCGGUCGCUGUUUCCGGACAAGGAGACGAUCGCGAAGAUCACCGCACGAACCACGGUGGAGGCGCGUUGGCGAUCGUUGGAUCUCCGCGUCACGCACGAGGAGGAUCGCGAGGACGAGGACGACCGGGAUAAAACUCGACCAGGCCUAAACCUGGGCGUCGAGGCGAGGUGCACGUGCGGCGAGGCGAACCUCACCGCGCAUUUCCCCCUUCUCGACGACGCGAACGGACGACGAAACGGUUCGCGAACGGAUCCCAACGGUUCGAUCCCAACGGUUCCCAAGGCGACGGUUCGCGCGGAGGUGCGGCGAGCGGACGGGUGCAACCACCCCGAGCUCGUCCGCGCCGUCGCGUCGGCGAUCCGGUCGGUCGCCGGGCGGCCGGAUGACGACACGAACACGAUCGAUAAACCUUUCCCAUCCGUCCAAAAGAGCGGCGGCGGACGCCGUGAUCGAACCCGCGCGCGUCCAGAGUGGACGUGCGACGCUACGCUGCGAUUCACCGACGGAGUCCGGGUCAGGGCGCACGACGGGGACCGCGGCGUGUGCGGCGAGUGGCGCGCUCGGCGGUGGGAGCUCAGCGAGGACGACGCCCCGCUGUUCGGCUCCUGGGACGGGGACGGGGACGAAAAGUCGGCACCCGGGGACGGGGACGAGAACGAAACGGUUGGCGAGUCGAACCGUCAGAGGCGGCGAGUCGAACCGUCAAGGCCACUGGCGUCCUCCUUCGCGUUUGUCGUCGAGGGCCUUCGCGUGGCGCUCUCGCCCGUCGACGUCCUCUCCGACCCGCGCGCGACGCACAGCUGCGCGGCGCUGCGACGCGUCCUCAUCGCGGAGCGGCUAGGGGGCAGUAAGGGUCCGGUGCCGCCGCCGCCGGAGCCGCCCGGUUCGUGGGCCACCGCCGCCGCGGGCGACGAAGGGACGAAACGUGAAGGGACGAAAAAAGUAUCCGAUGAGAAAUCAUCCUCCGAGGGCUUCGGGCGACGCUUCACGGAGUUCGCCAGGGACCUGGAGCUGAUGGGCGCCACGAUCGACGUCACGUGCGCGGACGCGGUGGCGCUGGACAGGAGCUGGCGGCGCACGAUCGACUCCUUGUCGCGUUCAGUCGCCGAAGUGGCGCCUCAUCGGGAAACCCCAUCCGAGGAUGGGAAAACCCCAUCCGGGCGGCGGCGGGCGGCGACGUCCACGUCCACCGCCGUGACGCUCAUCGACGCGUGCGCGCGAGUGCACGCGGACGCGCCCACCCGCGGCCAUCCCGACGUCGACGUGACCUACGCCCCGUCCAUCCCCACCAACUCGAAAUGCGCUCUGGACCUGACGGUUCCGCUGUCGAGGGUCGUCGCGGACUCCGCCGGGUGGCGUCUAGAAACGUCCGGUUGGCACGUCACCUACCACGACGGCGUGUGCGCCGACGCGGAUCCCGCCUGCGCGAUGUAUCUGGAAACGUCUGGAAACGGUCGCGCGGACCCGAGGGCGGAGAACGGCGCCACGAGGGUCUUGACCGUGGAGCACGGAGCCGUCGAUUUCGACGCGGACGCCGCGAAGGCGACGGUGAGCGCCGACGGAGCGCGGGGGUUCUGGCAGCCGGAUGCGCACUUCAUGGCGCAGGAGGCCGUCGCCGCCGCGCGCGCCGUCGCCGCCGCGCGCGCCUCCAAUGCCGCCUCCAACGCCGCCUCCGCCGAAGCCACCGAAACCGAGACGAAGGAGACGAAAGAGACGAAAAAUCAGGCUCGCCGGUUCGCGUUGGGCUUGGACCUCACGCGCGUGACCGUCGCGCUCGACGUCACCCCGGGCGGCGCCGUCACCUUCGAUACCAAUCACCUCGCGUCCGACGACGUCCGCGUGUGUCCGACGCGUUUGUCCAAUCCCUCCGUCGCGGUGAACGGGUACCGCGUGUUUUCCUCCGAAUUCGCGCAGGUGAACCUCGGGGCUGACGCGUGCGAGAAUUCCCCGAGGGUUUCCUCGCUCGGGUCGGAAGUUCUGGAAGCUGCGUCACCCGAGCGUCGUCGUUCCAGGGCGCGACUGACGGUCGGGCCGGACACGAGGCUCGCGCUUCCGUGGGGGUUGGACCUCGGGGACGCGCAGGCUGCGCUCGACGCGGGCUACGCGGCGCUGGUCUCCGUAGGCGGCUUGCCGUUUGAUCCUCAAACGGCGAAAUCGGAGGGGAAGGAUUUGACCCAAACAAAACCCGAGAACGAGGAACUGGAGUUGACCCUGGAGGUGAUCGGCGCGCUUCGCGCGGACGUCUUCGACUCGCCGCUCGCGCGGUGCGUCCGGGGCAAGUGCGCGGUUUUGGGACCCGCGCUCGCGUCCGCCAGGGCGGCGGAGGCGGCCAACACGCACACGAAAACUUUGGAUAAGCAGGCGGCGUACGCUCGAAGUGUGGCGGCGUACGUCGCCGCGUGCGCCGCCACCGCCGCCGCGGAUGAUAAAGUCCGCGACGAUAAACAACCCGGCGGCGAUACGUCCGGCGCCUCGAACGGCGGCGGCGGCGUCCAUCACGAGUCCGCGGCGCGGGUGACGAUCGAAGGCGCGAGCGCGACGUUUGUGUUCGGCGGAUACGAAUCGUCGAAUUCGGCGUUGGACGCGGCGACGACUUUGGAGGAGCUCAAGGCCGUUCCCGUGUCCCGCGCCGAAGCGUGCGCGAUCGCCGCGGACGCGCCGUGGUCUGACGACGUGCGACUGAGGGUGUACCACGCCGCGAGGAUGCGAAUCGACGCGCGCGACGCGUCCGUCGACCUCCCCCUCUCCCCCGCGCCGAUUUUCCGAGCCAGUCGGAUCGUCGCGGAGGGCGUCGUCGUGACCGCGAGGCAGGCCACGGUGGGCACCCCCCCGGUUGGGUGCCCACCACCGCUACCGCUCCCCGUGGGAAGGCGCCGGUACGCCCCCGCGCGUCACCCCGAAGCCCCGCCCCGGCCGCCCGUGAAGCUCUACACCGACGUGGACGUGACGCUUGAAAACCCGGGGGGAUGCUUCGCGGUUUCCUCUGAACCCGCGCUCGUGUCCCUCUCGCAGCAACUCGUGCGCGUAUCCCCGCCCUCGAACGGGCACGCUAACGCGCCGGGGGGGCGCGGCGGGCGCGCGCGGCGAGACGCGGAGCGCGCGGCGGCAUCGUGGGAGGCGGCGGCGAAGGGUUGGCCCAAGGGUCCGGGUACCGCGUGUUACGGCGACGCGGCGCCUUCGCUGCCUCCGUGGGACUUUUGGCGCGCCAGCUGGCGCGGGCGGGCGCGUGUCACCGCCUCCGAGCUCGCCUACGUCAUCGACGCCAGACCGGCGCCGACGAUUGCUGAGAUUGAGGCUGGGCCCGUGGGAUUGGAGGUUGGCGCGAGCAGGGUGGAGCUGGCGAUUUCCCCCGGGGAGGUGAACCUGCGAGCCGCUCGAGCGACGCUGAGCGCGAGGGGCGGCGUCGGCACCCCAGGGCACGACCCGGACGACGAGCAACCCUCCGAGUUAAACGGAUUCGGCGACAUGGGCGACGUCUCGCUGGAGGAAAAAUCGGGGUUAUCCGUGUGCCUCGCGGUGGUGCCCGCGGUUGAGUUGUCCCUCGGGUUCGACUGGCAGACGCUCGGCGGUAUCGGCGGCGGCGGCCAGGACCACCACAGGUUCGACCCAGCCACCGGCCUCGAGAGGGUUCCCAUCGCGGGACAGCUCAGCGUGGGGUGCCACCUAAGUGCGAAAGCCACGCUGACGACCAAGGAACGCGCGCUGCCCGAGUGGAGGAACGCGGCCGGGUUUGGGCCUACUAAACCGGAAAUUUCGCAAAUUUCGCCGGCGUCGAAGGACCGGGUCGCGUCGCUCGCCGCCGCGGAGGGUGGGCACCCCAAAGUGGGCACCCCCAAAGUCGCCGGGAUGGGCACCCCAGGGGCGGGCGGCACCCCCGGAUCACUCACCAAGUGGAGCAGCGGCGACUUUUUCGCUCGCAUCUCCGGCGGCGGCGGCGGCGCGGCCGAUUCGACGGGUGGCGACGAAAAAGUGGGCACCCCCAAAGUGGGCACCCCCGCGUCGCCGUCGAGCCCCGCGUUCGCGUCGCGCGUCUCCGCCGCCGCCGCCGCCGCCGUCGCCGACGAGGCCAACACCCCGACGCUCAUCGUCGGACCGAGGGCGCUCCGAUGGCUCAGGCGGUUCUCGAAGGAUCUCGUCUCGCCAUCCGGAGCCGCGAGGCGUUCGUGGCGGACGCCGGCGCCGGGCGCGCCGCGUCGCGCGAGGCACCCGCUCGCCAAAUCCAUCGACCGCGUCGUGGACGAGGUGUCGUUCGACGUGGCGUGCGAUAACCUGCGCGUGGCGCACCCGGCGGAGACUUCGUUCGAUCCCGCGCGGGGUCUCACCGCGCAAGUCACGGGGCUUCGAGCCGUCGCCAGGCUGGCGCCCGCGCCGCCGGUCCGGGUUUCUCCGUACCCCCCCGCGGAUGGGCUCAUACGUGCGCCGCGUCACGAGCCGAGCUGCCGGCUGGACACGCUCGAGGUGGAGCUCGAGGAGGUUCGCGUGCUGCUCCCGCCUUCGGGGAACGACGGCGAGGUGCUCAGCCCGGGUGGGGGAGGGACGACCGGGAGGGGAUCGCGGGGCGGCGCAGAAUCAGGCAAGGUGGAUUCGCCCGGGGGUACCACACCGGGCGAGGCGGUUUGGCGAGGCUUUGGCACCGGCGACUUCGACCAGGAGGCGGAGGGAUACAAGGCGGUGAUUGAGAUGCUCGAGGGGAGGAGCGCGGGGGGCGCGGCGUUCGGCGGCGGCGGUUCGGAUUCUCCCGGGGGUGACGGUUCGAAUUCCCCGGGUUCGAGUUCCAACGGGCCCCGGGCGGCGGGCGGGUUCGGCCGGGAGUCGCGGUUCGCUCGGCGAAGGCGCGAAACCGCGACGGACCCGGCGCUGGUGCUCGAGACUCGGUCCGUGCGCCUGGUUCGAAGGGUCGACUCGCCCGCGUACCUGCUCGAGCUCGCGAGUGCCGAGUCGCGAGACGGAGGAAAAAACGGUCACAAAAACGGUCCGUCCGACGGGGGAGGGAGGGAGGGGAACGAACCCGGGGGAGGGAGCCCUGAUUGGAGCCCUUGGCUGCACGUGACGGUGGAGUCGCCCCGAUUGUUAAAGGCGGCUUCCACGCGGGACGCGCUGAUCCAGUGGAUACGCGACGCGUACAGGGCCGCGCUCAAGCCCAACCCGCCGAAGCGUUCGCUGACGUCCCUCAGGGAGCUCGCGUCGCGGCCCGACGAGACGAUCGACCCGGAGACGGGGUUCAAAAUCACAGCCACAGCUGGCGGGACCGGAUCCGGCGAAAAAGACGAAAAAGACGAAAAGGAGAGCGGCUCGGAGCGGCUCGGGCUGCCGAACCACCUCCGUCCCGCGAGCAAGUCCAACGCCACGCACUCGUCGCAACGGGCCAAGUCCGCGAGCAACUCGCACAUGGGCGUCGGAUUAUUCGAUGACGAUUUCGACCUCAUCGACGACGGGGUGUUUGGCGAGAUUAUUGGCGACGCGGCCAAAUCCACACCCGACGAGGAAGCCGCCCCCCGCGUCGCCCCCGCCGGUCGCCGAUCGAACCUCUCCUGGGACGGCAGCCCUUUGUCGGCCGCGAAAGCGGGCGAAAGGGGACGCGAUCACCCGAACGAGGCUGAUCUCCUGUCGCUGCUGCUGUCGGACAAAAACGGUCACAAAAACGGUCCACCGUCCGACGACGAAUCCGCGGGAAAAUCCCCGAGCCAGCCCGAGUCCGCGGCGAGUUCCGUCGCGCACAGGCGCUCGCGUUCGGAGCUUCCGACGUCCCUGGCGAUCCCCCCGCACCCGCGGGCGACGCCCGACGGACCGCCCGCCGACGCCGUCCCAAUCGCGAAGGGUGGAAAACCGAAACGACCCGAGCCCAUCGCCGAGGGUGGUAAAAACUUUGAGCCAAACGGAGCGUCGAAUUCCGGAACUAAUACAUCCGGAUCGACGAGCGGGCGCGAAGAGCGGGACGAGGAGGAGAUCAUGUUCGUGGUGGACGUGACCACGCCUCAGAUCAACUUCGAGGGUAAGGACGCCUCCGGCAGGUUCCUCCUCGCGGCGGUGUCGGGGCGGGUCGUGGGGAGGCGCGCGAGGCGCCAGUUCAUCGCCGCCGUCUCAUCGCCCCGCUCGGAUGACUUUUUCGCGCAAUCGGGUUCCGGAGCGGCUUCCGGAACGGCUCCGAGCGACGGUUCGAAUGGCGCGCUGUCGCCGACGUCGCCGACGGAUUCGGAAACCGCCUCGGAAAACGUGCACUGGGGUCGCAGGGUCGUGGCGGUUCGUCUUCUGGACGCGCAGGCGCACGUCGCGCCCAUGGACGUGGACGUGUACGCGGGCGUCCAGUGGCUCGACGAGUCCCUCUUUGCGCCCGGGGCUCCGGGGUGCAAAACGUCGGGAUCUAAAAAGGCGCACUCACAACAAGAGGCGGCGCACUCGUACUUGCUGAGGCAGGUGUUCAAGCCGUGCCGCAUGGACCUCGACUUUACCACGCACAUCCCGGAGAAGAUGAAGAUCGCGAGGGGGGGCGGGGACGCGACCCCGAGCGGCGGCGGCGGCGGCGGAGGCGCGAACGGCGCCGACGGUAACCCUUCCGUCGGGGCACGCGGCGGCGGCGACGACAAGCCGGGGGCGAAAUCCAAACGCAAGAGGCCCGAGGCGCUCACGGAGUUCGCGCUCCGUUCCCCCGAGAUCGAGGCGGAGAUGUCGUCCGAUCAGUUCGCCGCGCUGGUCGACGUCAUCGGCUCGAUUUUCCUCGCGCAGAUUCCCGACCCGCCGCCCCGCCCCGCCGCCGCCGCCACCGCGCUGUUAGCCGUCGAGGGGCGAUCGCUGGUAGAGGGCGAGGAGCGAGCGUCCGCGGCGGUCGUCGCGGGGCCGCUCGCGGCGUUCCGCGUGGCCAGGUGGGCGGCGACGUGCGCGGCGGUGGACGUUUCUCUCGCCAAAGUCUUCGCCGAAAAUUGUGUGCCGCUCGCGAGCCGGGCAUCCCUUUCGGAAACUCCGAUGAAGGCGGUAGUUUUCGACCGAGAGGCGUGCGUCAGGUGGUCGCGGCGACUUGCGCGGCGCGUCGAGGACGCCGAGCGCGAGGUGGACGACGCGGUCGCCUCGGCGGAGGCUCUCGUCCGACCCACCCGCCGCCGCCCCGCGAUUAAGCUGUCCCUCUCGGUGGAUACCUUUCGGUGGGCGCUUCGCGUGUCGGGCCGGACGUUUUUGGUGGCGAGGAUAGAGCGCCUGACGCUCUGGCGCGAACGACACGUGGACAGCAGCGGCGUGACGAACCUGCGAUGCCACGAGCUCGCGCUCGACGUGCCCCCGCCCAAGGUUCAGGGCGCGAGGACCGACAGGGCUUGGGCGGAUCAGCGGGGCGCGUGGAAGCCCGUUCUCGCCAGGUGGGACCCGAGCGCUCAGGUCCCGAAUAAACGCCAAACAAACGCCAAACAACCCGGACGAUCCGACGCGCCGUCGAAUAAACCGCUGGUCCGGGUCUCCGCGCUGAGGGCGGCGUCGCCACCCGAGGCGCCCAUAUGGGACCGCAUCGAGGUUGACGUUCAGCCGUUUGAUUUGCGCAUCGAGCGAGACAUGUACGACAGGCUGAUCGCCUACAUCUUCCCCGAGAAGAACUACGACGGCGGCGCGACUGGGGGACCCGGAAAGCAUCUAGAAGGACACGACGCGUACGCCAGGAGCCUCACGGAGAAGAGGGAGGAGUGGCGCCGGAGGCACGGGAGCGUCUCCUCGGCGGCGGCGGCGGCGGAGCGGGGGACCCCCUCGAAGGCUACCAGAGCGUCGGAGAGGGAACGGUCAAAGUCGGAGGCGGAGGCGCGGAAAAUCCUGCUGGGCACGAUGAGCCCUCAGCGUUUCCCGCCAAAAUCGCUCACGAACGCGCAAUCGCACAAGCGCAGCAACACGUGGGCCGCGGACCUGUUCCAAGCCAAGGGCGGUACGAGCGGAGGGUACCGGGAGCUGCUCGAACCCGGCGGGAAAAACGCGAAGGCUUUUGGGGGUGACGAAAACGCCGCGGAUUGGCGCCGAUCCAGGCCGCCCUCCCUCGCCUUGAUCGACGCGGACGUCACGGUCAACGCCGGUCAAUCCACCGCCGGUCAAUCGCGGGACGGUCAGUCCCAGUCGUCGCAGCAGCAACCCCAGGCGGAGGAGCACAAAAAAGUCGUCGUCCGCCACCUCAAGGUGAACGAGGUUCUGCUGCGAGUCUCCUACGACGGCAAGCCGCGGUCUUUCCACGAGGUUCGGCUGCUUCUGGACGAGGUGGUGACCAACCACUUCACCGGUCGGUGGAGAGAUCUCAUCGGUCAGCUCAAGGGGAACGUCGUGUGGUCGGUGCUAAAAUCCAUCACCGGUUUGCAGGGGCGGAGGCUGCCGGGAAACUCCGCUCACGCGGCCGCCGCGCCCACGAUCGUCAAGGUGAAUUCUCCCGUGAAGGGGAACAGCCUCCGCGACAAAGCCUCCGAGUCCGAGUCCGAGGAUGCGUUCGGCGACGACGACGACGAGGACGAGGAGGCGGCCGCCGCCAACGCGACGGGCUCUGACGGCGGACAAAAACGGCUGUCGGACAAAAAUGCCGAACCCAAGCGCAAGACGAAGAGUUUGUUCAAACGCGUCUUUGGGAUCACCGCUUUCAAAACUGCCGCCGCCGCUUCGCCCGUGAGACCGUCGUCGUCCGCGGAGGAUGAGCGCGAGAAGCUCGCGAGGAGCGCCUCCUUUCGGGCGGCUCGAACCUUGGUCUUAUCCGCGGCUGCGCUGGCGAGAAAAGCGGCUUUGCUCUGCGCGGGCGUCUUCGCCGUCGCGAGUUGCGCCUCGAGCUUCGCCUUUUCUUUCGCGGAGAGCGCCUUGGUCCACUUGACGCACUCCUCGGCGAAAACGACCGCCGCCUUGGAGUCGGACGACGCCACCUUCUUCGGCGCGGCCGCCUUCUUCGAGGAUUUGGACUUGGCAGCCGGCGAUUGCUUGGCGGCGGCUGGGGCGGUCUUCUUGGGUUGGGCCGUCUUCUUGCCCUUCUUGGGCGAGGACGCGUGCUCGACGGUCGCCUGCUUGAGGGUCUCGGUCCACUUGAGGAACUCCUCCUCGGUGGGCUCCGCCCCGUGCUCCUCGACGUACAGAUCGAUGAGCUCCUCGAGGAUCUCCUCAGCCUCCGACGUGAUCGAGUCGGUAUCGGAGUCACCCUCGGCCUUCUUGGACGUCUUCUUGGACGAGGAUGACGUGCCGGUGAUGGCGCUGAGGAUGAGAACGAUGACGACACCGGCGGCGACCGCCUCGAUGGGGAUCUUAUCGAGCAGGUUCUUCAGCGCGCCGGGGAGCGCAUCGGCGCACCCCUUGGCGAACGCGAUCGAGAUUUCAGCCAGGAGCAUCGCCUGCUGGACGCCCUGCUCCAGAAGCGGAUGGACCUCGGUCUUGGCCACGGAGAUCAUGGACAUCAUUGCCGCCAUGAUGGCGCGUGUUUAUGUGCGUGUGUCGUGUGUUUCGAUGCGCGACGCGCGUUGUGACCGCCGGGUCGGCCACCCGCGGUGUUUGAAAACCCGAACAACAGCUGCUCCGUGCUGUCACGAAUCUCGGAAAUCCCGAAACGGUUGUUCCCCUCGUUUCGCGUGGUCGCCGCCGCGACGGAUGGAGCGACGAACACACACUCGCAGCGCCACCGCAUCGGCCAUGACCGAAGCGCGCGAACCACUCGCGACGGUCCAAGAGGCCGUCGAGCCCGCGCAGGCGGCGUCGCCGGCCGCCAAACCCGCGGCGCCCGUCACCGGCGCCCCGGCGCAAAACGAAAAUGCCUACUCCGAGAUUCAGCGAAGGGCGAAGGCUGGCAGCUUCUGCUUCGGCACCGACGACGACGUCAAGCCGACGGCGCUCCCGGUCCCCAAACCGCCCGUCGAACCCGUCGACGACUCCAUCGCGCGCGUCGACCCGAGAACCUUAGACCUGAAGGACCUCCGCACCGCGUGCCGCGAGCGCGGCCUCCUCGUCGGGGGCGGCAAAGAUGCGCUGGUCGAGCGACUCGUCGCAGCCAUCGCCGCGGGUACGUGCGCGCCGAUGCCGCCGCUCGGCGACGCGUUCGGCCACGUCGCGGGCGUCAAAUCCCGACCAGGAUCUAAGCGAUCGUCCCCGUGCGCCGCCGCCGCCGCCGUCGCCGAUGACGACGACGACGCGCCCGUCGCGCGCAAGAUCGCGCGCACGCAGCACGCGGGCAACGCCAUCUUCGCCGACGGCGAUAAACAGACCCGCGACCCCUCGUGGGCGCCCAAAGCCGACGCCUUCCUCGGCGAGAUGCUCUCGUCCCCGGCGAAGACGGUGACGGUAUCCGAGGCGAAGCUCCGCGACCUGGGCGUCGGCCGCGACGUCUUCAGCGACGUCGCGUCACCAUCCGCCGCGAGUCGCAAAGGCGCGCGAGAGAGGUCCGUCUCGGGCCUCCGCGGCUGCGACAUCUUCGCUGAUGACGUUGAAACGGCCAGAGAAACGGCCAAAGAAGAAACCGAAGCGACGCGGGCCAAGGCGAAGGAGGCCAAGGGCAGCGACAUCUUCGCGGACUCGACCCCGGAGGCGGCGAAGGACGAGACGAAGAAGAAGGCGACGGGGCUCGGCAAAGUUUUCACUGGGGGAGUCGCGAGGGAGUUUGUCUCGUCUGUCACGUUCGGCGACGAGGACGCCGCGAUGAAUACUCUCGAAACUUCUCGAAACGCCAACUUUGGGCACAAGGCCGUCUCCGACGCGAUGAAAGCGUCCAUGAUCGGAAACCGUCUCUUUGGCGACGGUUCCGACGAGGCGGAGCGAGAAGCGAGGGAUGCACAGCUGGCGGCGGCUCGUCGCAAGGAUGGCGUGGAGGCUCGCGUCAUCGGCGGCGCGCACCACGACGGCCACGGCAUCUUCAGCGCGGAGUGGACCACCGCUCGCACGGACGAGGAGGAGGCGGAGGCGGCGCUCGUGGGUGCGCUCGAGGAGGCGCCCAAGAUUCGAAUGGAAACGCCGGAGAGCGUCCGGAGGUUUAAGCCCAUCGGGGCGUCGACGCCCGAGGUUGAUUUUCGGUGGAAGACGGAGGAGGAGGAGGCGAGGGAGGAGGAGGUGGCGGAGUUUGUGGCGGGGUGCAUCCAGCGCGUCAUCGAGCGGGCGGCGGCGGUGGACGAGGAGGAGGACGCCGCGGGGACGGGCGAGGAGGCGUGA
Molecule: messenger RNA, 12585 nt
Organism: Micromonas commoda
Lineage: Eukaryota; Viridiplantae; Chlorophyta; Mamiellophyceae; Mamiellales; Mamiellaceae
Exons: 3
Coding region: 1-12585 (4194 amino acids)
Source: RefSeq, a predicted model, not a curated record